Dibothriocephalus latus is the source of this 2238-nucleotide messenger RNA. Lineage: Eukaryota; Metazoa; Platyhelminthes; Cestoda; Diphyllobothriidea; Diphyllobothriidae. The record is from the annotation of a GenBank genome assembly.
AUGGCUGGAAAACGGCAAAGAAAUAAAUCCGAAAAAUCUAAAGAUUCCAAAAAGUAUAAACCAAAUAACUCUACGGACAAUGCUGUCAUUACUCCUGCUACUGAAUUAAACGGUGUUAUCCCGCCGCCUGAAAUGUCACAGGAUCAAGAGACAGAAAUACAUGGUUUACAGGAUGCGACCAGAAAUCUAAGAAACCAGUCGGAUGAUUUCCCGGUGCCAGCUGAAUUCGUUCCUUUGCCUUGGUUUAUUGAUGCGGCCGCCUCACUGGAGCUAUCAAUCAAUCGGAAUAGUAUUCCGAUUAUCUGUGGUCCUGUCGGCUGCGGCAAGUCCUUUCUGAUUGACUACGUGGCGCUAAAACUGAAAGCAUCGACUUCCAGGGUUCAGAUUAGCGAGCAGACUGACACGAAGACGCUUUUGGGCGCGUACUGCUGCUCUGACACUCCUGGAGUCUUCGUUUGGCGUCCUGGGCCACUAGUUCACUGCAUUACAGCCGGAAAAUGGCUUAUCUUAGAGGACGUCGAUAAGGGUUCUGCUGACCUCCCUAUACUUUUGAGCCCAUUGUUGCGACAGACAGUCGAUGGCAUCUCUGGUAUACUUCAUCCGAACACUGGAAAUCUAGUUAUUCGUCAUCCUAAUUUUCGUUUAAUACUUACUCGUCGGACCGCGUCGUUUGGAACGUAUUUUUCUCUGCAUGAUUCGGCGUCCGAUAUCUAUGCAACCUACUGCUGUACGAUCUACAUGCAAGCAAUGACGAGGAGCGCCAUAGAAAGGAUCGUGUCUAUCCGUUUUCCUUCCCUGCUUCCAAUUGCAAAACGUCUUUUGGCCGAAUUUGCACCGUUAAAAAACAUUUCCGCAAAUAACUCGAGUGAUAAAAGAUCAGUUUCAUCCAGAGACUUCUUAAAAUUUUGCGCCAGAGCAAAUGCUCUUACCAAUGCUGAAACGAACGCGGAGGAGUUGUACCUCGAUGCGCUGGACUGUUUUGUUUGUUCCCAGCCGCCUUCGCCAUUGCGUGAGAAACUCGCUAUUGCACUGGGCGGAUUAUUUAACUUUACGGCUGAUCGCUCAUCUGAACUGUGGAAGGACCGUAGGCCUGAACUAUACUUGAACCCACAAAUGACAAAGGUUGUAGCCGGUCGGGCUAGUAUUCCAGUGAAACGUUCAAUUCAGUGGGAACUUCAGCUUUCCAGCAUGAACUCGAACAGCGGACCGUUCGCAGGACAGACUUUUGCUGAUACCCGUCUGGCCUGUUCAUUGAUUGAGAGGCUCACUGCCGCUGUGCAACACAAAGAACCAGUACUGCUGGUUGGCGAAACUGGUACGGGCAAAACGUCAUCAAUUCAACGUCUUGCUUUAAUGGCUGGACGACGACUCAGGGUACUCAACUUAAAUCAGCAGUCCGACAGUGUUGAUCUCCUGGGAGGAUUCAAACCAGUCGACAAUCGAGCCCUAAUUAAUCCAACUCGCGAGAGAUUCGAAAGCCUUUUUGUGCGAACCUUCAAGAUGGAAACAAACAGACAGUUUUUAAACCACAUACAAACCUGCUCAGCCGCAGGUAGGUGGCGAGAUCUUCUCAGCCUGAUGCGACACCCAGCCAAAGCGGCUAUCAGUCGACUCUCUGCUUCCAAGGACACCGCUGAAACCGAUGACGACACUGGCAAAAAGACUCGUCCUAGCGUGGCUGAAUGGGAUGCCCUUCUUGUUGAACUCGAUUCGCUGCAGGUCCGUCUUGAAUCAGCAGAGCGUGCAGGUCAACCCUCCCUCGCUUUCGCCUUUAUCGAAGGUGCCCUGGUGCGAGCUCUGAAAGAGGGUGACUGGGUCCUACUGGAUGAAAUCAACCUGGCGCCUGCGGAACUUCUGGAUUGCCUGAGUGGUCUGCUAGAUUCUUCUUCGGGUAGUGUCACUCUCGUGGACCGUGGUGACCUGGAACCCGUUAAACGUCAUCCUUCCUUCCACCUUUUCGCCGCCAUGAAUCCCUCCACCGAUGUUGGAAAACGCAGCCUCCCCAUCGGUCUGCGCAACCGCUUCACUGAGAUCUACGUAGAUGAACUCAAUCCCACAUCAUCGGCCGUUGAUAGGAAUGAUUUAGCUCUCCUGAUUCGCACCUACCUUGUUGGUCUGGGCCCCUCAGCUGCUCAAGUGUCCGCGGUUGUCCAACUCUACACAGCAAUUCGACAGGCAGCAUUUCAGGGUCUCGUUGAUGGGGUCGGCCAGCGACCCUACUUCAGGUUUGUUAUUUGA